AAGAUGCAGAGCACAAGGCUUUUCAGGUUUUUGGCUCAGUUCUGCAGCAGGUGGAGGUCUCUAGCAUCCCUGGCAUUGUGAUAUUGCAGCAAAGAGGGACAGCAGUGGGGUGCUGUACUGUCUCGAGUGCUAUGAAACCUUGCACGGAAAGCUUAUUUGCUGUGCCCUUUAUGGCCAGAAAUCCAUACCGUAACAGCCCCAUCAAAGGAGACAGACUUUUUUUUUAGCAGUGGUGUCUGGUUCUUCUGCUGCUCUUUGGAGCUGGAAGAAUUAAGGGAAAGGGAGGUAAAGCUGCCCAGCAGCUACAAGACUGGAGAACCGCAGCACCGUCAUUGGCAGGAAAAGUCAGAACUGAUCUGAACUGGCUCCUUAUCCCCAUCUCGUGCUGUGUAGUGGUGAAAGUUCCCUGCUUCGGGUGGCGGACUUUGACUCUUGUAGCUUAAAAGUAAAUGCAAAGGCUCCUCCUGUGCCUGAGGAAAGAACCAGGCUGAUCUGGCUGCUGGGAACGAUCACAGCUGUAUUGGGACUGUCCACAGGAGCAGACCUGUGCUGUCUAACCUCUGACAUGCCUCUCUCCAGCUUCAUCAAGGACCGCUCCAAGGCCGGCGCAUUGCCUACGAAAAGCAAGAAGGCCUCCAGCUUUCAUGAGUUUGCCCGCAGUACCAGCGACGCCUGGGACAUCGGCGAUGACGAAGAUGAGGACUUCUCUUCCUCCUCUUCCUCUUUGCAAACUCUGAACUCUAAAGUGGCCAAGGCCACAGCAGCCCAGGUUUUAGAGAACCACAGCAAGCUGCAGGUGAAACCCGAGCGGGCCCAGUCUACUCUCGGUGACAUGCCCACCAACUGCAAGGUCAUCAAGUCCAGCAGUGAGGCCCAGCUCUCCAGGACUUCUGAGGAGGCCUGUGUGCGGACCCCCCUUCAGAAGCAGCAGUCCCUUCCCCUUCGACCUGUCAUUCCACUUGUUGCCCGAAUCUCUGACCAAAAUGCUUCUGGUGCUCCCCCCAUGACUGUGAGGGAGAAAACUCGGCUGGAGAAGUUUCGACAGCUCCUUUCCAGUCACAACACAGACCUGGAUGAGCUGAGAAAAUGCAGCUGGCCUGGUGUACCUAGAGAAGUCCGGCCUGUGACAUGGCGUCUCCUCUCAGGCUAUCUUCCUGCAAACUCGGAGCGUCGAAAGCUGACUUUGCAGCGCAAGCGGGAGGAGUACUUUGGCUUCAUUCAGCAGUAUUACGAUUCCCGGAAUGAGGAGCACCAUCAAGACACCUACCGACAGAUCCACAUUGACAUUCCAAGGACCAACCCACUCAUUCCCCUCUUCCAGCAGCCACUCGUCCAGGAGAUUUUUGAAAGAAUCCUGUUUAUCUGGGCCAUUCGACACCCAGCCAGCGGCUAUGUACAGGGAAUCAAUGACCUGGUCACUCCGUUCUUUGUUGUGUUCCUCUCUGAGCAUGUUGAGGAGGAUGUGGAAAACUUUGAUGUGACAAACCUGUCGCAGGAUGUUCUACGGAGCAUUGAAGCUGAUAGCUUUUGGUGCAUGAGCAAGCUGCUGGAUGGGAUACAGGACAACUACACCUUUGCACAACCGGGGAUCCAGAAGAAAGUCAAAGCUCUAGAGGAGCUAGUCAGCCGGAUCGAUGAGCAGGUACAUAAUCACUUUAGGAAGUACGAGGUCGAAUACCUGCAGUUUGCCUUUCGCUGGAUGAACAACCUGCUUAUGAGGGAGCUGCCUCUUCGCUGUACCAUCCGCCUCUGGGACACCUACCAGUCGGAGCCAGAAGGAUUCUCACAUUUCCACCUGUAUGUCUGCGCUGCCUUCUUGAUCAAGUGGCGGAAGGAGAUCCUAGAUGAGGAAGACUUCCAGGGCCUUCUGAUGUUGUUACAAAACCUGCCCACAAUACACUGGGGUAACGAAGAAAUUGGACUCCUGCUCGCUGAAGCCUACAGACUCAAGUACAUGUUUGCAGAUGCCCCCAAUCAUUACCGCCGAUAGGUGCCCAGACUUGACUCACUCCUUUCUCCCAUGCCCGCUCCGUCGUCCUGGCCCGAUCUGAUCACUGUGGCAUUUUUGUCAUCCCAAGUCCUUAGACACUCCAGCUGGGAUUUGAUCCUUGCUGUACAGAGCUCACAUCAACUCUUAACGUGUGCCUGUCUGCCACUCCAUGCACCUGGAUGUGCCAUUUUGAUGACUGUCAGUAUUUUACACCGUGCUGGAGGCUCAAGCCAGGAAGGGAGGCCUUAAGGGGCUGGGGGAGACCAUGGAGGGAAGGUUUACAGAUAAACCAGAGCUGAAGAUGAA
Messenger RNA from Corapipo altera (White-ruffed manakin), 2296 nucleotides. It is a transcript of the gene TBC1D22B, whose product is annotated as TBC1 domain family member 22B. The transcript has 12 exons. Gene Ontology annotation, molecular function: GTPase activator activity. Lineage: Eukaryota; Metazoa; Chordata; Aves; Passeriformes; Pipridae. The coding region runs from base 566 to 1990 and encodes 474 amino acids. The record is from RefSeq and is a predicted model, not a curated record. Gene Ontology annotation, biological process: activation of GTPase activity.